Glossina fuscipes is the source of this 478-nucleotide messenger RNA. RefSeq lists its product as uncharacterized. The record is from RefSeq and is a predicted model, not a curated record. Lineage: Eukaryota; Metazoa; Arthropoda; Insecta; Diptera; Glossinidae. Bases 1 to 357 code for a protein of 118 amino acids. The transcript is spliced from 3 exons.
AUGAAUACAGCAAUGCCGGCUGAUAUAGCUAUUAUAGAGGAUGAUCUCAACUUGGAGGAAUUAAUGAAACAGAAAGCUCUUCUUCAAGCUCGAUUAGGUGCUUACAUGUCUGAUACUGAAGGUGAUGACAGUCGUUCGCAGCGUGAAAUGGAACAUACUCUACCUGUGAAAUGUACUGAAAGUAGUGUAAGCAACAAAUACAGCAAGCGUAACGAACAUACCACCACUGCAAAUAGUAAACAUAAUUUAAAUAGAAUUUCUAAAGAUAAUGAAUCCGAUGUUAUAUUAUUGGAUGAUUCUAGCGGUGAUCGUUGCACACCGGAACGAUUUGACAGACAGCAGAACACGAUAGACUAACAGAUCGACAGAUUCCGAUAGUCAUCAUCGUAGCUCAUAUACAGAACGGCAGGACAUGGAACGGCGCGAAAUCGAGGGAAUAGGGAUUCGUUGUUGCGUUAUCAUUGCAACAUACGCUGUA